AUGGCCGCAGCUGCAGAAGAAGGACAGGUUAUCGGCUGCCACUCCGUUGAUCAGUGGAAGGAGAACUUCAAUAAGGGCAUCGAGACCAAGAAAUUGGUGGUGGUCGAUUUCACCGCUUCCUGGUGUGGGCCCUGCCGAGUUAUUUCCCCAAUUUUUGCUGAGAUUGCGAAGAAGACUCCACACGUUAUAUUCUUGAAGGUGGAUGUGGAUGAACUAAAGGAUGUUGCUCAAGAAUUUAACGUGGAGGCCAUGCCAACAUUCUUGUUCCUCAAGGAUGGGAAAGAAGUGGAUAGGGUUGUCGGUGCAAGGAAGGAAAAUUUGGUGGCUGCAAUCGACAAGCAUGCUGCUACUGUUACUGCUACUGCUUGA
Fraxinus pennsylvanica is the source of this 369-nucleotide messenger RNA. The record is from the annotation of a GenBank genome assembly. Lineage: Eukaryota; Viridiplantae; Streptophyta; Magnoliopsida; Lamiales; Oleaceae.